UUGUGCCCAGGAAUUCCUUAACUUGGACGCGAGGCAUUGUUAUUUAAGAAUGGAAGAGGAUACAGAUUUUAGGAUCAGGUUUAGUUCCUUGCGUUUCAUUACUGAUCAUGUUGGAUUUCAUGGCACUAUAAAAAGCUCACCAAGUGACUUUGUUGUUAUAGAGAUUGAUGAACAGGGACAGUUAGUUAAUAAGGCCACCAAUGAGUUGAUUAGUAAAGUACAACCUGAGCCAAAUAAUUUUGCCAAAAAGACAAAACUUGAUUUUCAAAAUUUAUCCUUUAAAGAGGGAAGGAACCAAGAAUUCAGUACUUUCACUGGGUGCUCUGAUGAUGACCACAAUGAUCAGUCUCCUUCAGUAAAGGAAGAUACUAUCAGUGAUGGAACUUCCAACAGUGAAGAAGAAAAAGUUGACGUUUUAGGCAACUUGUUAGAUGAAAAAACUAAUGAAUUACUGAAUCACUUUGCCUGCGAUAUAAAAGAGAAGUGGAAUUCUAAAACUGAGCUAAUUGGAUCAUCUCCUGAAUUCUCACUGGGCAGAAUCCUUGACAAAAACCAGAGGGCUAUUUUGCAUAGUGCUGUUAGGCAGAAAUUCCCCUUUUUAAUCACUGUUGGUAGAAACAGUGAGAUUGUUGUAAAACCAAAUCUUGAGUUUAAGGAACUCUGUCACUUGGUAUCUGAAGAAGAAGCAUCGGACUUCUUUAAAUAUUUGGAUGCAAAGAAAGAAAAUUCCAAAUUUACCUUUAAACCUGAUACAAACAAAGACCACAGAAAAGCAGUGCAUCAUUUUAUCAACAAAAAGUUUGGAAACCUUGUAGAAACCAAAUCUUUCCCCGAACUUAGUUAUAAUACUGGUAAUCCAAAUGUAGUGAUUACAGUAAGAUUUCGGGAAAAAACACACAAGCACAGGAAAAGGUCUCUUUUUGAAUGCCGGGAUCAAAAAGUUAUAUAUACAGCCUUUACCCUACGGAAAGAAAAUCUGGAAAUGUUUGAAGCACUUGGGUUUUUAGCUAUCAAACUUGGUGUGAUUCCUUCAGAUUUUAGUUAUGCAGGCCUAAAAGACAAGAAAGCCAUCACCUAUCAAGCAAUGGUUGUUAGAAAAGUGACUCCAGAAAGGUUGAAAAAUAUUGAAAAAGAAAUUGAAAAGAAAAGGAUGAAUGUGUUUAAUAUUCGAUCUGUAGAUGAUUCCCUUAGACUUGGUCAGCUCAAAGGAAAUCACUUUGAUAUUAUCAUCAGAAAUUUAAGAAGCCAAAUAAAUGACUCUGCAAACCUGAGAGAAAGAAUUUUGGAGGCAAUAGAAAAUGUUAAGAAUAAAGGAUUUGUAAAUUACUACGGGCCACAAAGAUUUGGGAUGGGAAGGAAAGUUCACACCGACCAGAUUGGACUGGCUUUGCUGAAGAGUAAAAUGGUGGAGGCUAUAAAAUUAUUUCUUACACCAGAAGAUCUGGAUGAUCCUGUAAAUAGAGCAAAGAAAUAUUUUCUUCAAACUGAGGAUGCUAAAGGCACACUUUCCUUGAUGCCUGAGUUCAAAGUUCGUGAGAGAGCACUGUUGGAGUCAUUGCAUCGCUUUGGCAUGACGGAGGAGGGUUGUAUCCAGGCAUGGUUUUCUUUUCCUCACUCAAUGCGCAUAUUCUAUGUUCACGCAUAUAGCAGCAAAAUUUGGAAUGAGGCAGUAUCUUACAGACUUGCAACCUAUGGAUCAAGAGUAGUAGAGGGUGAUUUGGUCUGUUUGGAUGAAGAUAUUGAUGAACAUUUCCCAAAUAGUAAAGUUCAUCUAGUAACUGAGGAAGAGGAAUCAGCUGACACGUAUGCAAUACAUCAGGUGGUUCUUCCAGUGCUUGGAUACAAUAUUCAGUACCCGAAGAACAAAGUUGGGCAGUGGUACCAGGAAGUACUUAGCAGAGAUGGACUACAGACAUGUAGGUUUAAAGUACCGACUCUGAAACUCAAUGUUCCAGGAUGCUAUAGACAGAUACUGAAACAUCCCCGUAAUGUCUCAUACCAACUAAUGGAAGAACAUGAUACUGAUGUCAAAACUGAAGGUUCGCACAUUGAUGAAGCAACUUUAUCUCUUUUGAUCUCUUUCGAUCUUGACGCUUCAUGUUAUGCAACAGUCUGUCUGAGGGAGAUAAUGAAGCAUGACUUUUAGAACCACUACCCUUGACAUAACCAUAUAUAUGUCACUCUUUAAAAGGAAGGAAGCUAAAAUUUCCUGUGCACCUUCCAUGUGCUAGGAGCCUUAUAAUUUUUAUCUCCUGUGAUUAUAAAACAUCCUGCUGAAGUGGGAGAUUGGUGCUGAUGUUCUAGAGGACUUAUAUCUAGUAAGCAGCAGGAUCUGGAUUUAAGACCCUAAAACCUAUGUUCUUUCUAUUAUCUAAUAUAUCAGUGAUGUUUAUUCUGUGCUAUAAAAUUUAUAAUCUUUCUUGACUAUUCAAAACAAAUAAUAUGGCAAGAUAACAUGGAAGAAAAAAAAACAUGUUUGAAGUAAUGUUUAUAUCCCCUAGCUCCUUGCUUAGAAUGUAGAUGAAACUAGAUUGUAAUAUGGUUGGAGAGAAAGAGAAAUGAAGCAUUUUGUUGAUUAUAAUCGUCAUUCUUCUCUGUUUUUGAAAUUAUUGAUCAGAAUAACACAUUAGGGAAAUAUAAUCCCUGUGUUUAUGAUAGCUACCCCAGGGUAGCUUACCCCUUUAUGAGAUAACUUAUCUUCAGUGAAGAUUGAAAUAAAAUUUUUCAUACAAUUUCUUUAUCUCAGUAUACGUUGACCCUCUUGACUUUCUGUGAUAUUUUUACCUAUUACCUAAAACAUAGAUUUUAGAGUCAGACACACCUGGGCUCAGACUCCAGCUCUGACACUUGCUAGUGACUUUGGGUAUGUUAUUGAUUCUUUUUGAGGCUUACUUAAAGAAUCAAGAUAACAACAACCUCCUAAGCAACAAGUAAGAGGAUUGUCUCCACCUUCUAUGUUGCUAGAGGGAGAAAACAUUUUGCCCAUUUGAAGACUGAAUUAUUUGUCCCACAUCAUAAAUCAUCCUUAACCACUUUAUAUCAGUUAAGUGUGGGAGGGAUGGUAUAUAUUGAUCAGGAAGAGCCAAUCAUUCUUUCAAUGCUGGUGGUAUAACAUGAUGAUGAAAUUAAAAAAGCAGUAUAGAG
Messenger RNA from Neogale vison (American mink), 3144 nucleotides. It is a transcript of the gene PUS7L, whose product is annotated as pseudouridine synthase 7 like. The record is from RefSeq and is a predicted model, not a curated record. Bases 50 to 2146 code for a protein of 698 amino acids. Gene Ontology annotation, molecular function: pseudouridine synthase activity; RNA binding. Gene Ontology annotation, cellular component: nucleus. Lineage: Eukaryota; Metazoa; Chordata; Mammalia; Carnivora; Mustelidae. The transcript is spliced from 9 exons. Gene Ontology annotation, biological process: pseudouridine synthesis.